This is a messenger RNA of Cryptotermes secundus, 2169 nucleotides long. It is a transcript of the gene eff, whose product is annotated as ubiquitin-conjugating enzyme E2-17 kDa. The record is from RefSeq and is a predicted model, not a curated record. Gene Ontology annotation, molecular function: ubiquitin conjugating enzyme activity. Bases 109 to 552 code for a protein of 147 amino acids. Gene Ontology annotation, cellular component: nucleus. NCBI's taxonomy places the organism in Eukaryota, Metazoa, Arthropoda, Insecta, Blattodea, Kalotermitidae. Gene Ontology annotation, biological process: protein polyubiquitination; ubiquitin-dependent protein catabolic process. The transcript is spliced from 6 exons.
CUGCGUUACGAGGUGGCCAUUUUAUACAUUACCUAAUCAAGGGUUGCCUAGGAAAGCGGUUUCAUUGUCUGGUUGAAAGCCAGGAAAUUAUCAUAUAGAGAUUGUCAAAUGGCAUUAAAACGAAUUAAUAAGGAAUUGCAAGAUCUGGGUAGGGAUCCACCAGCACAAUGCUCAGCAGGGCCUGUUGGAGACGAUUUAUUCCAUUGGCAGGCUACAAUCAUGGGGCCACCUGACAGUCCGUACCAAGGAGGGGUAUUCUUUUUAACAAUUCACUUCCCCACAGAUUAUCCCUUCAAACCUCCAAAGGUUGCAUUCACAACCAGAAUUUAUCACCCAAAUAUAAAUAGUAAUGGUAGCAUUUGCUUGGAUAUUUUGAGAUCACAAUGGUCUCCAGCUCUUACAAUUUCUAAAGUUCUUUUGUCCAUCUGCUCUCUGUUGUGCGACCCAAACCCGGAUGAUCCAUUAGUGCCAGAAAUAGCUAGGAUAUACAAGACGGAUAGGGAAAAAUACAAUGAACUUGCAAGGGAAUGGACGCGCAAGUACGCCAUGUGAUGCCCUCGACCUCCAUCAGCGGCCCAGCUUAUCCAAAAUCAGCUGUCCAUUCUACAUUUUCUAAAGAGAAAUAGAGAAACAAAAAAUAAAUAACAGAACAAGAACAACAAUGAAAUCAGACAACUUAAGGGACUUCCUGACACUGGUGUUCUGUAAUUCUGGCCGUUGCUAAUUAUUCAACUCCAAACUCUGCAUCUUUGUAUUAAAGAGAUAUUUCGUGAAAAAGAAAAGAACUUUGUUCAAUAGUUUGUUGUCUCUCCCUUUGAAUUAUUUGCACAUACACUUGGUGGUUUUUAAUAAUGGAAAAAGUACGUAAGAUUUUUUCGAUGGUGUGAAGUAGGUGUACUUUUUAUAAUGUGAGCUUUAAAAACAAAAUAGUAACUCGAACUGUUUAAUCUGAGCAUGCAAGCAAGGGUUGGGGUAUUUGCUGGGAUGGAAUGCAACUUUUGUCCGGUCACAGGAAGUUCCUGAAACCCUCAAAACGUUUUCCCUCAGUCACUGUUAUCUCGUCCACCCAGAAGACCAGUCCUUUUCAUGUCUGUGUAUUCUAAUUGGACACUUAUAGCUGCAAGCUAAAUCACGCUCUUUCCCUGCUUUAUUACACUGCCAACCAUGUUUUGAACCCAUCUGGUUAUGGUAUGGCAUUCCCCACCCUUUGUCCCUACCCUUCUCUGUGAGUGCUAGGAUAGACUCGUGUAUAAUAUGGGAGGUUAUUUGCGUGCUUCGAAUAAUAAUUUAAGAGGGGGAAGUGAAGGAAGACACCAGGUUUGAACGUCAAAGAAAAGGGACCUUAUGAUUUUUUCUCUCAUUGUAUAUUUUUCUCCCUCAUUAUUUUUUCAAGUGAAACUUGUGUAAUACUAUUUGUGUAACUUGUUAAUAAACAUUGAAUAAUGUACGGUCCGAAUAGUUAUUCUGUCGGGUUUAUAAAUGUCCGAUUUACACUUCAAAUUUUUUUGUUCCUGCUGAGGUUCCAGUCUUUUAUAGUGAUUUUAUGAGGUGACCCUUAAUGACUGAAAAAUCAGCAUUUAUUGGGAGGCAUCCCUGAAGUGUCGGGUUCGAUUUAUUAUUUCAUGUUGGGAUUGUUUCUCAGAAUAGUGCAAUGCUUUGGUGGCGUGCAGUUUUUCCAGUUCCCAGAGUAUACUGCGUAAUAAAUCAAGACAUAGUAGAAUGGUGUGGGUCUGUACUAAAAGUUGAAAGAGAAUUUUUAACAAGUGAUAUUGCUCAAAUCGCAAAGGGUAUUUCUGUAUGAAGUUUUGCUGUGUGCUGGGCAAGGCAUUACUUGUAAUAUUGUUAGGAUUCUGUUUUAUGUUGGUUACAUUACUGAAUUGAGAUGUCAUAAUGAUUUGAUUGAUUGUAGUAAUUUAAUUUAGAUAUUUACAAAUUUUAAAUACAUUUCUUUGAUCCUCAGCAAGUAAUGAAGCUGUGAAUGAGAUUUGUUUUCUAUCUUUUUUUAUUUAGAAUUUUUCAUUAUGUGAACAUCUGCAGGUUUGUCCUCUUCCUCAUUCAGAUAGCAGGUAACAUUUUAAUUUAUUUUGGAACAAACUUCUAUUGUACAGUAUGCAGACCAUACAAAAAUAUUGAAAAUAAAACAGUGAAGGAAAGCAUCCAAGACUGGAA